AUGUUGACAGUUACCCCCAGCACUCCAAUCUUUCUUCACACCUUCCCUCGCGAGCCAGCUCUCACAUCCCUCACAACCAUGAGCGACUCCAAGAAGCACGAAGCACUCCAAGUCGAGAUCCUAACCGACAGUCCUGUUGGUACUGCUGAACCCUUAGAAACGAAGUUCGCCUCACUAGGACGAUGGCAAGCCGCACGCGUCUUCUGGAAAGUCCUCCUCUUCUGCAUGAUCCUAAACUGGGCCGCCAUGAACGACGGCUUCCAACAACAAGUCCCCGGCAACAUCAUCCCCUUACCCGCCUUCGUCUCGCAGAUGGCGGACACGAUGGUGGACGGUGCACCGGCCGUUAGUGCGCGUACUGUGUCGUUUUGGCAAGGAUUUGCUGAAAUGGCGAAGAUGGCGGGGAUGUUUGCUGGUGGGUACUUUGCGGACAGGUUUGGGCGGAAGUGA
Fulvia fulva is the source of this 450-nucleotide messenger RNA. RefSeq lists its product as uncharacterized. The transcript has 2 exons. Lineage: Eukaryota; Fungi; Ascomycota; Dothideomycetes; Mycosphaerellales; Mycosphaerellaceae. The record is from RefSeq and is a predicted model, not a curated record. Bases 1 to 450 code for a protein of 149 amino acids.